UCUGUUUAUUUGGCAGCCCAGCUAUACCCCUUGACCUCUACUGCGUUAGCAUCGGCCCACGUUAUCCUCCCCCCAGAGUCUCUCUAUAUAAGCCCCCUGGCCUCAUCGUGCUGCACCCAUCCCUCUACUGCCCCUUCUCCUCCCUCAGCCAGGCCGUCAUCAUCAUGAGAGGACUAGUGUUGUUGCUGAGCGCGGCGGUCGCGCUGUGUGGGGCUGCGCCCGCGCUGGAGCCUGUGACCUGCAGCGUGGACGGGUUGGAGACCACAGCCGUCCGCUUCGCCAUCCAGCAUAUCAACCAGCAACAGGACCAUGGCUACAAGUUCAAGCUGUCAGAGGUCAUCGUCGUAAGCCCGACUCAGAAAGUACAAGGGUGUUCGAUCGUGAUGAGGGUGAACCUCCAGGAGACCAAAUGCCACAGCUCCGACCCCAAACACUUUGAGGACUGUGAAGUCCGUCAUGCCGGGGGAACGGUUGUGAUGGCAGGCUGUGUGGUUGUGUUAUCCGUCCAGGGAGAUGUCGCAUCGGUCGUUUCACAUAAAUGUGGAACUACUAAAGAUGAGGAGGAGUUGAGGAUGUGUCCGGACUGUCCCAGGCUGCAGAAUCUUACUAAUGUCGAAGGUCUCCAAAGAAUAGGGGGAGUGAUUAGGAAGUACAACGUCUUAAACGCAACAGAACACUACUUUGUCCUAAGUGACGUGGGAAGAAUGAGCGCAUCGUACAUCAUGGGAGUGGGGAUGAACUAUGUGGCUGAGUUUGCAAUGGUGGAGACUCACUGCCCAGUGGGAUCCAGGAUAGCCCCUGAGGCAUGCACUCCCCUCUGUCCUGACAGAGCUCGUCAUAUCUUCUGCAGGAACAGUGAAAACCCUAGAGGUAGCCGCCUUUACUGUGAGACGUAUCCAGCUGUGAACAAGGUGGACCUGCAGCCUGGGAUGAUCGAGCCAACCUGCCAUCAACUGCCCCGUUUCAACCCCGCAGUCCAAUGCACUGAGGGGCCGGCACUCAAGGAUAUCCAUCCUAUCUGCAGCUGGCCCCGCCAACCACUAAGGAGCUAGACACACACACACACACACACACACGCACGCACACGCACACGCACACACACACGCACACACGCACACACACACACACACAUAUGGAUGCACACUCACACACAUCGAUUUAAACUUCUGAAAUAUGCCUGAGAUAAAAAAAGAGGAUGAGAUGGAGUGGAUGUAAAGGUGUGGACGACUUUAGGGAAGAUGAGGUGCUAUUGUAGAAGCCUGACACCUUGUGGACAUUUGCAGUAAUCUCAUGUAAACUUGACUUCAUUGCAAUAUUAAACUGCCAUGGAGAAUCGGAGGCUGAGGUAAUAAAUGGACUGAACUGAA
Gadus morhua (Atlantic cod) is the source of this 1367-nucleotide messenger RNA. RefSeq names its product alpha-2-HS-glycoprotein. Gene Ontology annotation, biological process: negative regulation of endopeptidase activity. The transcript is spliced from 7 exons. Lineage: Eukaryota; Metazoa; Chordata; Actinopteri; Gadiformes; Gadidae. Bases 165 to 1052 code for a protein of 295 amino acids. Gene Ontology annotation, cellular component: extracellular region; blood microparticle; extracellular matrix. Gene Ontology annotation, molecular function: cysteine-type endopeptidase inhibitor activity. The record is from RefSeq and is a predicted model, not a curated record.